UUGAAUCUACUCCUCUGCUUUGCCAAAAGAGUUACUUACGUUUAUAACAACAUCCACUGAUUCAAUCUUAUAACACUUACAUCUGAUAGACUUUGCAGUUACUUUUUUGGGGGGGUACUGGGGAUCAAACUUAUGACCUUGUGCUUACGAGGCAGGUGCCGUGCCACUGAGCUAAAUCCCCGGCCCUCUUUGCAGUUACUUUUCUCCCACAUUCUAUUCUCUUUGUACACUGUGACAGUUUAUUAUUUGUUAUUGCUGUCCCAUGAGGUAAGUGAGAUUUGGUGAGGAGAAUGGAUAGUGGUUGGAUGAGUAAUGUUAGGCACUAAGAGGGAAAUUUCAAGAGGGUAGAGAGCUAUAUGAGAAGGAAAGUUUAAUGUGGUUUUAUUGAAGUACUUUUAGUUGAGUUGAAGUAUUAGUAUUGAGAAUUUUCCGAAAAUAUUUUGUGGGAGUAAGGGCAAGAUGUGGAAGAAAGGAAGUUUACUUUAUGAUGGAGGAAAGCCAUGUGGGAAUCAGGACUUGCCGACAGGGAGGACAAUAAAUUUGGUAUGAUAUGGAAAAGCUUGGUACGAUAGGAUGGAAGGAUUGAGGAAUUAUACUAGAGAAGACAGGAAUGACUUUGAGGGGAUGAAGUAUGAUUUAAAAAAUGAGAGGUGGAGUUUAUGUGUUUCAAAAAAUAAAUGUGUUAAUUACUGUCUUGGGUAUUUGAGGUGAAGGAACUAGAUAGAGAUGAAAGAUAGGAGUUAAAUCAGAGCCAAUGAAAGAAAAAUAUGCAAAAGUAACAAUCUAAUAAACACAGAAAACAACAAGAGACUGUAACAUAACCUCACAUUACAUAAAUCGAGAAAUAUACAAAAAUUUAAACAAAUAAGAUGUCUGAUGGGAAUACAGAUUAACUAUUCCAAGGAGAUAUCGCUUGUGUGAUUCCCAGGUAGCUUCUUUGCGUGAGACCCUGGGUGCUCACACCCCAGUAACUCCUCUGACUCUCCACUGCAACACUAAUGUUAACCCAAUAUUAGAACUCCUUUCUGCCAGGUAGAGUGUGAUUCAGUUUGAGUUCUUGGAUUAGGAACUCUUGUUGUCCCCUUCCCUGGAUGUGAUGGUGGAUGUGGCAGACAGGUUCACCGUCACUUAAGGAUCCGCAUAGUUAUAGUUAUCAUAGUUAUUCCUGUGCAGCAGUAACAGGCAAAUCUGCCACAGUGGCACCUAUCAGGGUUACUUGAGAAAUAACAUACUAUGAGACCCUGUUUUGGAUUUUCCUCUGACCUAGAAAAGGAAUCUACAGUUACAGUGUAACCAUCAUAACUGCCCACAUCUUGACCCACAGUUAAUGUGUGCAAACAGCAUUAAGCAGUAAAUUUAUUGAAUCUACUAUCUAAAGCUCAAGGGUUUGGGGACUAGGUAAUGCCAGAAAGGUGAAGAGAACAGAAAUAAAGGUGGGUUUUUUUGUUGGUUUUUGUUUGUUUGUUUUUUUUUAAGGUCUUCUGCUCUGUGGUAUGGAAAGGAGGAAAUAGGAAGGGGAUAAAUGAUCCUAUUGAUGAAGGCAGUGACCUUUGAGGAUGUGGCCGUGAACUUCACCAUGGAGGAGUGGGCUUUGUUGGAUCCAUCCCAGAAGAAGCUCCACAGAGAUGUGAUGUGGGAAAACUUUACAAAUGUGACUGCUAUAGGAAGAAAGUAUAAUGAUCAGCAAAUUGAAGAUGAGUACAAAAAUUACUGGAUAAAUAUAAGAAGUGCAGAUGCAGAUAAAUGCUGGCAAGAUAAAUUAUGGUAUCAACUUGGAGAAAUGGUUUGUGUGACUUCUGGGCCAAAUGUGCCUGUGAAAUUGCUUGGUAUAAAACCAGGUGAAAGCCUUGUAUGUGGAAAGCCUCUGAUUGGUCCUUCAUCACCAACUGUGCCCAUGACACAUAAUACUGGUCUCAAAUCAUAUGAUCUUUGUGGAUUUAAACAGAAGCUGUCUAAAUAUUACAGACAUGGGAAAGCUUCCACUGAUUUUCAAUCCUUUCAGAAACAUGAAAAGACAAAUCCUGAAGAAAACCCUUACAGAUAUGAGCAAUGUGAAAAGUCCUACUCUGAUGGUGCUGAAGGAAAUAAUACUAAAGAGAAAUCCUUUGUAUAUAAACAAGAUAUAAAAGCCUUCAGUAUUGCCAACUCUGUUCAAAUCCAGGAAAGAAGUCACAGUAGCACGAAUACCUAUGUAUGUAUACAGUGUGGAAAAGAAUUGAAUUCUCACUAUGAUAUCCAGAAACAUGAAAGUGCUCACUCUAGAACAAAAUCAUAUAUAAAUAAUCACAGUCAGAAAUCAUUAAAUAACACUUCACUUAGUAAUCACGAAAGACUUCACAUUAGGCAAAAGCUCUAUGUGUGUAAGCAAUGUGGGAAAGGUUUCAGCACACACAGUUAUUGUCAAAAACAUGAAAAAUCUCACACUGGGGAAAAACCCUAUGUAUGUAAGCAAUGUGGGAAAGCUUUCAUCACACAGAAUCAUUGUCAAGCACAUGAACAGACUCACACUGGGGAGAAACCUUAUGUAUGUAAGCAGUGUGGGAAAGCUUUCAGCACACACAGUUACAGUCAGAUACAUGAAAGGACUCACACUGGGGAGAAACCCUACAUAUGUAAGCAAUGUGGGAAAGCUUUCAGCACACGCAGUUAUUGUCAGAUCCAUGAAAAAACUCACACUACAGAGAAACCCUAUGUAUGUAAGCAGUGUGGGAAAGCUUUUAAGACACAGAGGCAUUGUAAAAUACAUGAAAGUACUCACACUGAGGAGAAACCCUAUGUAUGUAAGCAGUGUGGGAAAGCUUUCAGCACACUUAAUUAUUGUCAAAGACAUGAACAAACUCACAUUGGGGAGAAACCAUAUGUAUGUAAGCAAUGUGGGAAAGCUUUCAGGAUGCAGAGUUAUUGUAAUAUACAUGAAAAGACUCACACUGGGGAGAAACCAUAUGUAUGUAAGCAAUGUGGGAAAGCUUUCAGGACACAGAAACAAUGUAAAGUACAUGGAAAGAUUCACACUGGGGAGAAACCAUACGUAUGUAAGCAAUGUGGAAAAGCUUUUAGCAGACACAUUUAUUGUAAAAUACAUGAAAGAACUCACACAGGGGAAAAACCCUAUGUAUGUAACAAAUGUGGGAAAGCUUUCAGCACCCAUGGUGAACAUAAAGUACACGAAAGAAUUCACACUGGGGAAAAACCCUAUAUAUGUAAGCAGUGUGGGAAAGCUUUCAGGACACAAAGCAAUCAUAAAAUACACCAAAGAAGUCACACAGGGGAGAAACCCUAUGUAUGUGAGCAAUGUGGGAAAGGUUUCAGGACACAAGGUCAUCGUAAAAUACAUGAAAGGACUCACACUGGGGAGAAACCCUAUACAUGUAAGCAAUGUGGGAGAGCUUUCAUCACACACAAUGAAUGUAAAAUACAUGAAAGAAGUCACACUGGGGAGAAACCCUAUGUAUGUAAGCAAUGUGGGAAAGCUUUCAGCAUGCACAGUCUAUGUAAAAUACAUGAAAGAAUUCAUACUGGUGAGAAACCUUAUGUAUGUAAGCAGUGUGGGAAAGCUUUCAGCACACAAGGUGAUUGUCAGAAACAUGAAAGGAUUCACACUGGGGAGAAACCCUAUGUAUGUAAGCAAUGUGGGAAAGCCUUUGGGAGACAGAGUCAUCGUAAAACACAUGAAAAGAUUCACAGUGGGGAGAAACCCUAUGUGUGUAAGCAAUGUGGGAAUGCUUUCAGCACACAAAAUUCAUGUCAGAGACAUGAAAGGACUCACACUGGAGAGAAGCCCUAUGUAUGUAAGAAAUGUGGGAAAGCUUUUACCAGACACAGUUGUUGUCAAAAACAUGAAAGUACACACUCUGGGGAGAAGCUCUCUGUAUGAAAGCAUUGUGGUACAACUUUCAACACAAAAGGAUUGUCAACUGUAUGAAGGAAAUCACAUAGUAUUUGUAAAUAAUGUGGAAAAGCAUUCAGUUACUGUAGUAAUCAUCAGAGACAUUUAAAAAUUAAGAGGAAAUUAACUUUGAAUAUAUGAAGUAACAAACUGACAAACUGCAGAGAAAUCCUUUGUGUGCAAUAUGAAAAUUUCAGUACAUGUAUAUUACACAUCUGAAAUAAUUCAUAGGACAUAAAAUCUGAACAUAUGUGAACAGUGGGAAAUUUUUAUUUUUCUCAGUGUAUUCAACUUCAUUAAAAUUCACAGUGAGAAGUAUACAAGAAGUAUGGCAAACUUCUAUUUUUCCACUUACUCUGAGUAACUUGAAAGCACUCCCACUGAAGAGACAGCCUAUGUAAAUAAUGUAUUAAAGCUUUUUAUGAUUCUCAUGAGAAAACGUGUAUAAACUAAAAAUGAGGUUUAAUAUAAAUACCAAAUGUGAGAAAGCCAAGAACCAGUGACAGAGACAGAGGUGUGUUAGGCAGGAGAUACACUGUUUAAAGCACAUAUACAGAGACAGUCUUCCUCCAAUAUAUCUAUGGAUUAAUAUGCUGGUGAGGUUGGAAAGGGCAUGUUAAAUUCAGAACAAUAAAGCACCUUGCAUCCAAGUCUUCACUACGUGGCCUUUAAGCAACAUUUUACAUUAAAACCAUGACCUUUGUGGUAUAUGUAAAGGGAAGUUUAUUCAUACAAUAAAACUAAUGCAUCUUAAAAUCCUUCAUUUGUGACAGUAGAGAUUAAUCAAGCGGUCAUUAUGUGGAAUGUGCCAUGCAUAGACAAAGCCUAAUCAUAUUUGCUCUUAGCAUCUAAAAUUCACAACUAAUGAAGCAGUUUAGCAGUUACCUCCAAAGUACUGAAUGGCAUAGAUCCCUUCGUAACUACAGUGAUGAAUGCAGUGCCACAUAGCAUUACAAUUUGCUAGAAGUUGUUAAUGUUUUCUUCAUAUACUGAAAAGGUGAUUGUGUUAUGUGAUACAAA
Fukomys damarensis (Damara mole-rat) is the source of this 4906-nucleotide messenger RNA. Its product is annotated as zinc finger protein 14-like. Lineage: Eukaryota; Metazoa; Chordata; Mammalia; Rodentia; Bathyergidae. Gene Ontology annotation, biological process: regulation of transcription by RNA polymerase II. The transcript is spliced from 4 exons. The record is from RefSeq and is a predicted model, not a curated record. Gene Ontology annotation, molecular function: RNA polymerase II cis-regulatory region sequence-specific DNA binding; DNA-binding transcription factor activity, RNA polymerase II-specific. The coding region runs from base 1523 to 3874 and encodes 783 amino acids. Gene Ontology annotation, cellular component: nucleus.